Messenger RNA from Mus pahari (shrew mouse), 1094 nucleotides. RefSeq names its product olfactory receptor 5B12-like. Gene Ontology annotation, cellular component: membrane. Lineage: Eukaryota; Metazoa; Chordata; Mammalia; Rodentia; Muridae. The coding region runs from base 153 to 1094 and encodes 313 amino acids. Gene Ontology annotation, biological process: sensory perception of smell; G protein-coupled receptor signaling pathway. Gene Ontology annotation, molecular function: odorant binding; G protein-coupled receptor activity; olfactory receptor activity. The record is from RefSeq and is a predicted model, not a curated record. The transcript is spliced from 2 exons.
AGAGCUCUAGCUGUGGAGGAGGAGAACAAGACGCCUUCCUAGUUAUGUAUGUUAAGUUAGUGCUCUGGAUAUGAAACUUCAAACAACCUUCCUUUUUACUCCUAUUUUUCUGUUCCUAGGACAACAGAGUCUGAUAUAAUUCCCAUAUAAAAAUGAUGCAGAAUAUUUCAGAACUGUCUGGAUUUAUUCUUGUUGGGUUAACAGAUGCACCGUUUCUGCAAGUUCCUUUAUUUAUCAUCUUUACUCUCAUUUAUAUGACCACAUUGGUUGGGAAUCUUGGGAUGAUUUUGCUGAUUCUCUCGGACUCCAGACUCCACACUCCCAUGUACUAUUUCCUCAGUAACCUCUCUCUGGUGGACUGUGUUUAUGCCUCAGCUGUAACUCCCAAGGUAAUAGAAGGGUUUCUCACAGAAAAUAAGAUCAUAUCUUACAAUGCAUGUGCUGCCCAGAUGUUCUUCUUUGUAGCCUUUGCUAUUAUUGAGAGUUUUAUUCUGACCUCAAUGGCCUAUGACCGCCAUGUAGCAGUGUGUAAACCCUUGCAUUACUCCACUACUAUGACAACUACAAUAUGUGCCCUGCUUCUUGCUGGAUCUUAUGUCAAUGGACUCUUACAAUCUUCUAUCCAUGUUUCCUUCACAUUCCAUCUCUCCUUCUGUCAUUCUAAUGUAGUCAAUCACUUUUUCUGUGAUAUCCCCCCACUAUUAGCUCUUUCUUGCUCCAGUAUUUACACAAAUGAAAUUAUACUCUUCAUGUUGGCAUCAUUCAAUGUUGCUUUUACUCUAUUAGUCAUAUUGACCUCUUACUUACUUAUCUUUGUUGCAAUUCUGAGAAUGCGCUCUACUGAGAGUAGGAAGAAGUCCAUUUCCACCUGUGCAUCUCACCUUACCACUGUUUCCAUCUUCUAUGGCACAAUUAUCUUCAUGUACUUACAGCCCAGCUCCAAUCACUCCAUGGACACUGACAAGAUGGCAUCUGUGUUCUACACCAUGGUCAUUCCCAUGCUGAACCCUCUUGUAUAUAGCCUGAGAAAUAAAGAAGUCAAGAAUGCAUUCAAGAAGGUUGCUGGAAAAGCAUUGUUGGGAUUAUUCAAUUAA